Messenger RNA from Pisolithus orientalis, 948 nucleotides. RefSeq lists its product as uncharacterized. Lineage: Eukaryota; Fungi; Basidiomycota; Agaricomycetes; Boletales; Pisolithaceae. The record is from RefSeq and is a predicted model, not a curated record. Bases 117 to 617 code for a protein of 166 amino acids. The transcript has a single exon.
ACUUCUGAUCCGUCACAUAUUACGCCAGCUGGCCGUCGAUUCUUUGCCAUUCAUGGGGUGUGUAUUGUACGCUGAUUGAAGAGCGUAGUAUCUUAUUCCAGCUUCACAGAAGCAAAAUGACAUCUUCUUUAGCAGACACGACGGCCAGUGUAUCUGCUGUGCCUCCCACUGCUUCCGGUCCAUCGCCACCCCCGAUCGUCCAGUUAUUGCCCAUCCUGCUUUCGGUCGUCAGGUUAUCCUAUUGGGCCAUCUCACUGCUUCUUCAGGCGUUGUUCGCUAUUGUAACGCCGCUCUAUUUGCUAUGGCCUUUGACGCUCCAAUUGCUGUCACCAAUCACCAUUAUUCUGACUGUCGUGGUGCAUGCGGCAGUGUUCACUCCGUGCUCGCUCUUGUACAAAAUGAUAGUGGCUCUUUAUCCCCUCUACGUGUUCUGCGCCACAGCAUGCAUAACUGGUGCUGUUAUGGGAAUUUUUGGCCGCUACAUCAUUGUCACCAUCCUUGGCGUGUUUGCCCUCUCGAGAAACUCGUUCCAUCGCAAGACGACCCAGACUCAGGCUUCUCCUCCGGCUAAUCAUCCACUCCGCAGACGGAAACGACGAAGCGUACGCAUGCAAUAACGCAGUGGCAAUUCUCAACUACCCAGGCCCAGUCCCGUCUCGUUACCCGCGCCCCGUCUUCGCCUGUUCUUUGUCGUAGCCCUAUUUUCUAAAUUAUUGCCUUGUCAGCGGCUCUUCGCCUAAGGAGUUUGCUCCACGUCCUGAACCAUCCGGAAUUGCGCAAGGAUGCCAGUGGCUGAAGUCAUGUAACGGUUGGAGGGUGGUCCCCCGUGGUUUGCUCGUAAACUGAUGGAUAUAUACCAUAUUUACUUACAAGUUACCUUCGGUGUCCUCAUGAAUUGUAACGUGUGGCUUCACUCUGCAUGCGCUGUUCUUAGAACUGAUACCAACA